AUGAUACGCGAACCAUUGCUUGCCACAGCGUUCUUCUUUGCUUUGUUCACUGUUGUUAUCAUCUACGUGCGGUUUGACUUCACUAUCGUAGCGGAUCCUGCACGUGAAGCACGCGAACGCAUUUUGGGUAAGGUAUCGAUGCUUUCCCAGUUGGUAGAUAAGAAGAACCGUGUUUUCACGCAGUUCCUCAAUGCUGUGAAUCAGUACAAAACAUCACGUGAUGUAACGGCUUUGCAGGACGGUAAGAAAAAACUGGAAACCGAUCGUGCGGACAUCAACGGGAAGCUAUCAGCGGCACUUGCUACUUUGAAGGAGGACAGUCAAGAGUCGUAUGAUAAGGCUCAGGAAUUGCUAAGAUACGAGAAAUCGAUAAUGGAUUCGCUGGACGGGUAUAUUACCAUCGUUCAGAAGAGUCAGCAGAAGUCCGCAAGCACAGAAGACACGCAGUUCACACAGAAGGUCACGGACGCGCGCACACGCUCGGAGUCACUGCUUGCCUCGCUUUAG
Strongylus vulgaris is the source of this 507-nucleotide messenger RNA. NCBI's taxonomy places the organism in Eukaryota, Metazoa, Nematoda, Chromadorea, Rhabditida, Strongylidae. The record is from the annotation of a GenBank genome assembly.